CCAGAACCAAAUGGAAAGACUUGAGCAACUCACAGAAGCGCAUACAUUCUGGAAAACUUGAUUUGAUGUUCGAGAAUGUGAUAGGAAGAUCUACGCAGUACGCUGAAUGGAAACUGGGAGAUAUCCAGGUUGGAACCGUUCUUGAAAGCCGAAGGAUAAAACUGUAGCACCGGUGUCGACAACAACGUCAUACCCCUUUGGACUUGACCUACAACACACACUACACCUUGUGGUCACAUCCACGCUCAGACCAUAUUUCAGCAAGUUGAUAGAAGCAAAGACAUACAAGCAGCAAUGUUCACAUCUCGGACGGUAUCAGCAUCAUUGAGGAAUUCUCGAUGUAGUGCUUGGAAUACAGGCCGGAGGAGCCUUCUUAACCGAGAGAUGCGUUCGAUCUCCCAUUUGACAAAUCACCGAAGGAAUCAAUUAAACACGUUGCCCGGAAAGGAUCAUUCAAAUCAUUUUCCAUCACCGCGAUGGUUCAGUCAGAGCCCGACUCGAUGCGCUCAGGGACCUUCGCCUCCUCGAGGUGGGUUCCCGUUGGGAAACAUUUUUGGGCAACAGCCGGAAAGAAAAGCUGGCGAUGCUCUCAAAGAAUUUGGGAUCGACUUGAGCGAGAAGGCCAAAAAGGGUGAAUUGGAUCCGUGUAUCGGUAGAACUGAGGAAAUCAAACGCUCGAUCCAAAUCUUGUCUCGUAGGACAAAGUCCAAUCCAAUUCUCAUUGGUCCAGCAGGAGUCGGGAAAACCGCGAUCAUGGAAGGAUUGGCCCAGCGUAUAUUGAACAAAGAAGUACCAGAAAGCAUCCAGGGAAAGCGAGUAAUCUCCAUUGAUCUUGCAACGUUAGUCUCAGGGACUGCGCUUCGGGGUGCUUUCGAAGAAAAGUUCAAAGCUUUGCUGGCAGAUAUCGAGGCCGAAGAAGGAAAAGUCAUCGUGUUCAUUGACGAGAUACACACCCUGCUGAACCUGGGGAAAGCAGAGGGAUCUAUUGAUGCGGCGAACAUGAUAAAGCCAGCGCUAGCUAGAGGCUUACAGUUGGCGGGUAGUACUACUCUGGACGAAUAUCGCAAGAUAGAGAAGGAUCCUGCCCUUGCAAGGCGCUUUCAGUCUGUCCUCGUCAGCGAGCCUAGCGUGAACGAAACCAUUAGCAUCUUGAGAGGUCUCAAACCCAGAUACGAAGUACACCAUGGUGUGAGUAUCUCUGACGGCGCCCUGGUAACAGCAGCCGCAUACUCUAAUAGAUACAUAUCAGAGCGCUUCCUACCUGACAAGGCUAUCGAUUUAGUGGACGAGGCCGCCUCGUCGCUGAGAUUAUUGCAGGAAAGCAAGCCCGAUCAGCUUGAAAGUCUAGAACGCCAGAUCACGACCCUCCAGAUAGAACUUGAAUCUUUAAAAAAUGAUAAGGAUGAAUUCUCUCAGAACCGGAUUGCCAAGAUCAAGCAGGAAAUCUCCGAUUGCGAGAAAGAAGCAGUAACCCUCAAUGAAAAAUGGAGGAACGAAAAGCAAAAACUUGAUGAAGUCAAGAAUCUCAAAGUCAGGCUCCAAGAUGCUACGAUGGAAUUGAUCGAGGCUCAGAGGGCACAAAAUUAUCAACGUGCUUCAGAACUAGCUUUUGGUAUCAUACCCGAGUUAGAACGGACCAUCAAGGAAGCGGAAAAGAUGGAAGAUGAAGAUGACAAAGAACCGUCUGAAGCCACUCUUUUGGUCUCUAACCGGGUAACCUCCAAUGACAUUGCACGAGUAGUGGCCAAGAUGACCGGAAUCCCCGUUAGCAACCUGAUCAAAGGUGAACGCGAAAGGCUUCUGACCAUGGAAUCUGAGUUACGGAAAAGGGUCGUUGGGCAAGACGAAGCUCUAGGAAGGAUCGCCGAUUCAGUUCGACUCACUCGCGCCGGCCUUAACCCUCCUACACGUCCAAUUGCCAGCUUUCUGUUUUUGGGACCGACUGGAGUCGGGAAGACUGAGCUUUGUAAAACGCUGGCAGGCUUUCUGUUUGAUACCCAGAAAUCACUCAUCCAAAUCAAUAUGUCUGAAUAUUCCGAAAAGCAUACAGUAUCUCGCUUGAUCGGGGCAGCUCCAGGCUACGUAGGGUAUGAGGACGCAGGACAAUUGACCGAACAAGUGCGGAGAAAGCCAUUCAGUCUGGUAUUGUUGGACGAGUUCGAAAAGGCACACAAAGAAGUGGCGAAUAUUCUGCUGCAGAUCUUGGAUGAGGGGACCUUGACUGAUUCUCAGGGACGAAAGGUGGAUUUCCGCAACACGAUCAUAGUCCUGACCUCGAACCUGGGUGCGUCUAUCCUCAACGAGGCCGGAGCGAUUGACCGCAAGACCGGCCAGGUGACCGACGCCACCAAAGAGGCCGUCAGGAAAGUGGUCGAGAUGUCCUACCCGCCCGAGCUGAUCAAUCGAUUGGAUGAGCUGGUUGUCUUCAACUCCUUAGCCAAGCAAUCCGUCCGUCAGAUCGUCGAUAUCCGACUGCACGAGCUACAGGCGAUCCUAGCCGACCGACGGAUCACGCUCGAAGUGACUGAUAAGGCUAAGACCUGGUUGGCCGACCAAGGCUAUGAUAGCAUCUAUGGUGCGCGUGCUCUUAACAGGACCUUGGCCAAGCAACUACGACAGCCUUUGGCGGCUGCUCUAUUGGAUGGCACGAUUCGUGACAUGGACCUCGUCAAAAUCGAUCUAGCACCAUCGGGAGAUCAACUCGAAUUCCCCCAACUUCAUCCACCCUAUGCUUCUAAAGAUUCUCAUUCUAGUCAUACUCCCAAAGAUAAUUAUCAUCCUCCAAGAAAGGAGCUGAAAGUGGUUUCCGAGUAAUUUCAUUGAUCAUCAUGGUGGCUUCAUCUUGAUAUUUAAAAACUGUUUGAUUUGUUGAUGUGUACAUUAUAUCAAUCCCCUCUCUGUUUUUGUUUUGUUUCUCUGAAGGAAGAUACAACCAAUAUCCCCCAACUGUAGAUUCUUGCAUGUAGUUCUUGUUUUAUCCAUCCGUCUCCCUCAUCUGUUGUUUUCUCUCGUUUCGUUGGUCUGUUCUUGUAAUCUAAACUAUAUGAUUUUUGGAAGGUA
Molecule: messenger RNA, 3060 nt
Organism: Puccinia graminis f. sp. tritici CRL 75-36-700-3
Lineage: Eukaryota; Fungi; Basidiomycota; Pucciniomycetes; Pucciniales; Pucciniaceae
Product: ATP-dependent Clp protease ATP-binding subunit ClpB
Exons: 14
Coding region: 295-2814 (839 amino acids)
Biological process (GO): cellular response to heat
Cellular component (GO): mitochondrial matrix; cytoplasm
Molecular function (GO): ATP hydrolysis activity; ATP binding
Source: RefSeq, a predicted model, not a curated record